Tripterygium wilfordii is the source of this 1896-nucleotide messenger RNA. Its product is annotated as protein ASPARTIC PROTEASE IN GUARD CELL 2-like. The transcript has a single exon. Gene Ontology annotation, molecular function: aspartic-type endopeptidase activity. NCBI's taxonomy places the organism in Eukaryota, Viridiplantae, Streptophyta, Magnoliopsida, Celastrales, Celastraceae. Gene Ontology annotation, biological process: proteolysis. The record is from RefSeq and is a predicted model, not a curated record. The coding region runs from base 119 to 1549 and encodes 476 amino acids.
GGUCAACCUCAAUCCUUUCACUUUUCCCUCCACACACUCCCCAAAUAAAUCCCUCCCCAACUCCAUCAGUCCAUACCCCAAAACCACCACCCAAGAAAAACUCAAUAAACCAUAAACCAUGGUAUUGGUAUCCUUCCAAACACUACUCUUCUUGGCGGUGGUUAUGCCACUACUUGUCAUCACCACUACCACUACAUCACACCCCAAUUACCAAGACUUCAACAUCAAAGACUCAAUCACAGAGACUAAAACCAAGCCCUCCCAAGUUUCCCAAUUCAAUGAACUAGGCCACCAAGUUAGCAGUGAAAGUGGAGAGAAAAAAUGGAAGCUAAGACUUGUUCACAGGGACAAAAUCUCAGUCUCCAACAAAACCCACAACCAUAAUCACCGUUUUGUUGCACGAAUGAAAAGAGACGCGAAAAGGGUGUCCAGUCUUAUUCGCCGAAUCUCAAAUGGCUACGCCGUUUACAAGGUGGAGGAUUUCGGGUCGGAGGUGGUUUCGGGUAUGGAGCAAGGAAGUGGAGAGUAUUUUGUGAGAAUUGGAGUGGGUAGUCCACCGAGGAGUCAAUACAUGGUGAUUGAUUCCGGUAGUGACAUUGUGUGGGUUCAGUGUCAGCCUUGUAGUCAAUGUUACCGUCAAUCAGAUCCUGUAUUUGACCCCUCUAAAUCCACUUCUUUCACCGGAGUUUCUUGCAGCUCCGCCGUUUGCGAUCGGGUCGACAACGCGGGUUGUCAUGCGGGUCGGUGUCGGUACGAGGUUUCAUACGGUGAUGGGUCCUUCACAAAGGGUACCGUCGCGCUCGAAACGCUGACGUUUGAUCGAACCGUAGUUCAUAAUGUGGCGAUUGGGUGCGGGCAUAUGAACCAAGGCAUGUUUGUUGGUGCUGCCGGGUUAUUGGGUCUCGGAGGUGGAUCCAUGUCACUUGUGGGUCAAUUAACGGGUCAAACCGGUGAUGCUUUUAGCUACUGUUUAGUGACUCGGGGUUCGGGUUCAUCCGGGUCAUUAGAAUUGGGUCGUGAAGCCAUGCCCGUUGGGGCUGCAUGGAUACCUUUGAUCCGUAACCCACGGGCUCCAAGUUUCUACUACGUGGGGCUGUCGGGCCUUGGAGUUGGAGGCACCCGGUUACCCGUAUCCGAAGAUGUUUUCCGGCUAACAGAAUUAGGGUAUGGAGGUGUUGUUAUGGACACAGGAACGGCAGUUACAAGACUACCUACAGUUGCUUACGCGGCAUUCCGUGAUGCUUUUAUCACAGAAACCGGAGCCCUCCCCCGAGCCUCCGGAAGAUCCAUAUUCGAUACUUGUUAUGACCUAUCCGGGUUCGUAUCGGUCCGGGUCCCAACCGUGUCAUUUUACUUCUCAAGCGGGCCAAUCCUGACCCUUCCAGCAAGGAACUUCCUAGUUCCGGUUGAUGAUUCGGGUACAUUUUGUUUCGGAUUUUCUCCAUCCCCAUCCGGACUAUCCAUCAUAGGGAACAUCCAACAAGAAGGGAUCCAAAUUUCUUUUGAUGGAGCCAAUGGGUUUGUGGGAUUUGGCCCCAACGUGUGCUAGUUAAACUAGUAGAGCUAUUAUUUUUGGUCAAAUCAUAUAAUUAACCAUAUUUUGAUAGUCUUAGUCAAUAUGAUAUAUAUGAAGUCAUGUAUCUAUAUAUCUAGUGCUUCUUAGUGUGCAAGACUCCAAAAUGAUACCUGGUUCGGGGAAAGAUAAGAUGUAUAAAGUCUUAAUCCGGUAUUAUUAGAAUGUGGUUUAUGUAUUACUUAGUGUGUGCAUCUAGUAAUGAAGUGGAGGACAAGCAUGUAAUCAUGCAAAGUUAAUAAAUAAAGUUAAAAAAGGAGAGUCAAAACCCUGCAUGGAGUCAAAAAAUUUAACACAAUGCAGAAUCUUCUCAUUGCCUCACA